Molecule: messenger RNA, 666 nt
Organism: Colletotrichum abscissum
Lineage: Eukaryota; Fungi; Ascomycota; Sordariomycetes; Glomerellales; Glomerellaceae
Product: calcineurin is a calcium-dependent
Exons: 2
Coding region: 1-666 (221 amino acids)
Source: RefSeq, a predicted model, not a curated record
AUGCCGCCCAAGAAAGCCACUGCCGCUGCGCCCAGCCCGUUGGGUGAGGCUGACGCGAACCGCGUCGUGGGCCAAAACACGGCCGCAAAGCCCGCCGAGAAGCCGGCGCCAAAGUCCCGCAAGCGCAAGUCGGACGCCGCUGCCGACGGUGAUGGUGACACCGGCGCCGCUGCGCCAGCUCCUAAGAAGCAGGCAACCAAGAAGGCUGCUGACAAGAAGGAUCCCCUCCCGGACCUCUCUGAAAUCCAGCUCCCGGGUGACGGUGAGAUGAAAGUCCCCGUCUUCGACACCUGCGACAUAGUCCGCACCAAGAUCCGCGCCAUCCUUCAAAAAGAAGGCGUCACAAAGGCAGCAUUCCUACGCGCCAUCGUCAAGGCCGCGUACCCCGCUAGAUCGGACCACAAGGUCGCUCCCAACUUGCUCACCAAUUUCAUGAACAAGAAGGGACCCGCGUCUGGCAACACCAGCAGUGUCUUUUAUGCGGCCUACGUCUUUUUUGAGAAGCUUCGUGUGAGGGAUGGCAAGCCCAAGACCAAGAAGAGAGAGGAGAUGGAGAACGAGUGGCCUAAUGGCAUGGACACCGAGCAGCAGUUGGACGGUUGGGUUAUUUGCCUUGCUGGUGAGAGGCCUCAUAUUGACAAGUAUGGCAAGACUCGUUUCUAUUAG